GGAAAACUGAUUCAAAUUUCCGGCGUCUUUUGAUUGCGAUUUAACAGGAUAUAUAUUCGGUUCUGCAGAGUCAACCAUGAGAUUUUAUUAUAUUUUGGCAGCUAUGCUGCUUGCCUGUGAGGCUCGUCAACUGGUAGAACCACUUGGCGGAUUUUUCGAGAAUGGACGCAUCGAGGAAGCACACGAAAAAAAAGACAUUUUUGAAAUAAACAAAGGAAUCAAGGGACUCGUGCAUGGAGAUGUUAUCCCAAGAAAAAGUAAAGACACAAAGAAUACAGCUCGGAAUGAAGAUUAUUUUUGGACUUCUACAAAUAUACCGUUCGUUUAUUUCGAUGAAGAACAAGCCGUGAGCUUGGAAGCGAUUGGUUCAAUUGAACUUGCUCGUCAAGAAUACAAACUCCGAACUUGCUUGAAUUUUUACGAAAGAACUGAUGAGCCAAACUACAUCCGAUUUGUAUCUGCAGACGGGUGUUUUUCGUCUAUCGGAAUGAUUGGAGGGUUUCAGAGGCUUUCAAUCGGUAGCCGAUGUGAGAACAUGGCUGUUUGUUGUCAUGAGCUAAUGCACGCUAUUGGCAUUUGGCACGAGCAAUCAAGAGCUGACAGAGAUGAUUAUGUGGAAAUCAUGUGGGACAUCAUUUCGGAAGGAUACGAAAGCAAUUUCUACAAAUAUGACUGGGAAAUCACUGAUGCUCACAGAGUUCCAUAUGAUUAUAAUUCCAUAAUGCACUACCGUGAAGGUGGAUUCAGUACAACCGGUGAUCCUACUAUUGUGACCCGUGAUCCGGCUUUCCAAGAUAUUAUUGGCGAACGUUUGACAUUCAGUAAAGGAGACACCGAUAAAAUCAACAGAAUGUACAAAUGCAGCGAUACACUCUUGUAUUCAUACAAUUGUAACUAUGACGACAAGGCUGCCUGCGGAUAUGUACAGGAUUAUGACUCAGAUGACAUCGAUUGGAUCAGAUAUGAUGUUGGGGAUAAGAGUUUGACUGUAUCACCAAAUGCACCUACCGUUGAUGCAACUUUGGGAGUUGCUGGGAAAGGUAGCUACAUGAUCUUGGAUAACAGUGGAAAAACUGGAGGGCAAAUGGGUGAAAUGAGAAGCAUGAGAUUUGUGACAAAAAGCGACGUCCAAUGCUUACAAUUUUCAUACUACCUAGACAUCAAGGACACGACCGGCCCUGCUGCAAUUACGGCAUACAUGGCAACCCUCGAUGACGUCACAGGACAAGUUGUUGAUCUCGGCCAACCACUUCACACAUUCAACACAAGCUCGGAUAACAAGUGGCGAUAUCACAGAAUGAGCAUCAACGCAGAAUCGGCAUAUCGUAUUGUUUUCCAGGGGAAAACAGGGCUUGACGAUCAGGACGUAAUUGCUAUAGAUGACGUCAGCGUUCAGGACAAACCGUGUGAAGAUGACUAUUUUGUCGUUGAUGAUUACAAUGACAAACUAAACACAUUUGCCAAAGGAGAAUUCUAUACCAGUCCUGUACUACAGAGCGACGAAGGAUAUUACUACAAAGUCACGGUUUAUCCCGUCGGAACGGCAAGCUCAGCUACUGGUUACAUGGGAAUGUUCUUUGGCUUAGUGGCAGGUCCUAAUGAUGAUACAUUGAGUUGGCCUUUCUGCAACAAAUAUAUUCGAUUAAUGGUCGUUGAUCAAAGCGAUAAUCCACUGUACUCACUCAACAAAUACGCUGAAUUUUUAACAACACAAGCCGCAGGAGGAGAUCUAUGGAAUCAACCGAUAUUAGAAACAGAUCCAGAGGGAUAUUAUGGCUAUUCCAACUUCAUGCCUAUCAAUGAUGUUACAAGCACUCAUCAUUAUCUCAAACACGAUUCCAUCAUGGUAUCAGUCCUUGUUAAAGAUAUGAAUUGGGUUCACGGUGACGUCUGCAAUGGCACCUUCACUCGUUCAACGGAGAAGUUCGCAAAAUCAGCAUCACAUAAUGGUGGGCAACCAGGAAUCGAUUAUAUCGAAAACGAUGAGUACGACAAAGAUUAUCGCGAUGGCGACCACCAUAAACAUCAUGACGAUGAACAUCAUAAUGAAAACCAUGAAGAACCCCAUGAACAUAACGACGGCCAUCAUGAACAUCAUGAAGAACACCAUGAGCAACAUGCCCAUGAUCAUGACAGUCACAACGACCAAGAUGACGAUGAAGCAAUGAUAUCAGUUGGAGCUGCUGCUGGAAUGGCGGUUGGAAGUGCCACAUUCGUCUUUCUCGUGAUGGCCAGUGUGCUAUGUUGUGUACAAAAAUCUCAUAAACAAAACAUGAAGCAUGUGGCAAACAACAUAACUCUGCACACCAGCACUCCAGUUCCUCCUGCAUAUCCAAGCGAAGGAAAAAUAACUUUCGAGUCACUACCAGUGAAAAUUUAAAAAAUGAUUCGAGAGGCUUGAACAAAAAAUCAGAUGAAUUAAUUUUCUAUGAAAUAAAUAUUCUUAGAUAAUUUACCAAAAUGUGAUUUUAUGAGAUAUAUUCUUGAUCUCAAAACGACAUUAAAUUUUUUAUAUGUUAAAGUGUAAAACAUUUUCGUGCCUUCAAAGUUUUUGUUUCAGUAUAUUUUGAUUAUAACUAAUCAACUAUGUUAUUAUGC
Styela clava is the source of this 2598-nucleotide messenger RNA. RefSeq names its product meprin A subunit beta-like. Lineage: Eukaryota; Metazoa; Chordata; Ascidiacea; Stolidobranchia; Styelidae. Gene Ontology annotation, biological process: proteolysis. Gene Ontology annotation, cellular component: membrane. Gene Ontology annotation, molecular function: protein binding; metalloendopeptidase activity; zinc ion binding. The record is from RefSeq and is a predicted model, not a curated record.